GUUUUUCACUAUCCUCGCGCACGUCUCAUAUCAAAUGUUUUACCCAAACGUCGUGCAAGUAAAUCAAUUUUCGCUCCGUCGUCGGUUAUGUCUGUAGAUAUUAUUUUUUUCCUCAUAUUUUCUUAUUGUUUUCCACUCCGUGGGAAUUGCUGAAGAUCGAAAACCACAAGGAAAUAUUGUUACUUUGUAUACUGUUAGAUGGUUUUACGGUUUUGUGUAAGUGAAGGAAAAUUCAAACAGAAAGAAAAUCUCGAUGGUCUAUUUGGACAAAGCUGUGCAAGUGCACUGAUUUUGGGCGAGGGGGGAGAGCGAGUGCGAUGGUGUCCAGGUCAGUGUUCUAGAGUGCUAUCAAUAUAAGUGGCGAUAGAAAUGGAAGCACGGAGAAGUGAAAAUCUUGAUUGCUCUAGGGCAAGGAUAAACUAGCGGAAAGAAUGCUUCCCGUCUAUUGAAAUAAGCUAUCGGAAAGAAUGUAUGCUCUCAUGUUUUUCCCUUCGGAUCCCCUCCCGUAUGGUGCAGUGCGUUUGUGAAUGAUAAGAGCUGCUGAAAACACUGUAAAUUGAAGCAUAACCGGGUGAAAAAAUCAAGUUGGGUGGCGCAGAAGCGAUUUUGCAAGAGAAAAAGUAAAACGACGGUCGGCACAUCUUAGGUGACGAAAAUUAGAGCGAAUGUAUUUAACUUUGAUCGCAUCACUAUCACGGUAUGUGUUCCGAUGAGCGUUUUAAUGAGAAGCGGAAUGUCACGUAUUGGAUGCAAAAUAAUCGUUCGGAAGAUAUUUCUAUAAUUGAAUCUUUAGCUUAGUUUCGUUCAUGGGUGAAGUGAAUAACAAACGCAUGAAUUUAUGCAGCAGCGUCUCGAAUUUGGCUCGAAUUGUUCAUGAGUGAAACGAAUGGAUAUCGCUGGCACUGGACUGUCGUGACCUCAUAUUCCAUCAUCUCCAUCGGCGAUGAGAUUUCUUAUUGCAUAGCCCCACAGUCUCGGAAUUGCACAGCAUCCGCAAUCACGCACACUGGUAAUGAGAUGAGAUAUUAUGCUAUCACCUAAUAUUCUCGCAUGUUAAUAAUACGAGCACCAUGUUGUCGUCGGCCAAAAACUGGUUUACAAUAACGCAUGGACAACACAAAUCUGCAGAUAACGAUGACAGGUUUAAUAGGUCAAACGGAAACGGAAUAUCAUAGUUAAAGCACCGGAAACAGAUACUGCUAGCGGGCAAGGCCUACAUCUUCCAACGAGUUGCAUACCGAGGAGAUGCAUUUUUGGAUCGAUAAGCGCUCGCAGGCUUGUGGUUUUGGUAGAGCGCGGGUGGCAGCAUCCCUAUCGGGCGGUGGGGGACUAGGAUUUGGACAUCCUCGGCGUAUACCACGAAAAUCAAUGGUUACCCCAAUUCAUCGGUUUCAAACGGUUGAUUGCACUAGGCCACAUCCCUAUCGGCAUCAGCAGUCACAAUCGCAACUUCUGCAACAGCAAUCGCAAUCACAAAACACUAGUCAACACUAUCAUCAGCAGCAGCAGCAACAGCAGCCACCAACCAGCAAUACUCAUCCGAAUAUUCAGCAGCAUCAGGCACAGUUGCACAGCAGCAGUCAUUAUAAUCAACAUAAUAGUAUACUCCCCGCUUCGACGCAUCAUUCCCAGGCUUCAUCCCAGAAUAAUCAUCUCCACCAACAGUCACAGCAACAGCAGCAGCAGCAAUCACAGCAAACAAACAGCUAUCAUGUGCCGGUCACAGUAAAUCAUAUUUAUAGCAAUACAUCCUCGCAGCCAAAUGCCAUUGAAGUCGACAACAGUUCAGCAGCGCUCGGAGUUGGAACACUCAAUCAGCAUGUGCCACACAUUGGUCACGACGCCCAGCUUCUGCCAGCGCAUCUCAAGUGUGGCAUGUGGGCAUCGCUGGCCUUAGCGACUGUCUUUGUCGCUGGUGCCAAAUUCUACUUCGAUCACCAGGGUACCGGCCUGGAAGUGCUCAUAUUUUGCGCAUUUUCGGCAACUUUUUUUCUUGCAGCGUGUACGGUCUCACUGUGCCGCCGUCCAAGGGAUCUUCAGAUACCCGCUAACAAUGUGAUAUCGGAGACGAUCUCCAACGGGGAGCAGAACUCCCUGCAGAACAAUCAGGACCUAAUGAAUAGCAAUCCUUCGCCUCUGCUGAAUGGCAGCGUGAGCGGAACACAGCAAAGUUCGCUGGCCGUGAUAGCACCACCGCCUCCCUAUCACAUUGCUAUUCUACUACCGGAAUGCACAAAGGAAACGGAUGAAUCACCGCCACCGUCAUACGAUAAAAUAGUGAUAUAAUAAUAAUUAAAAACUUAAACAGGUACUGCACGAGUUAAAAGUACACAUCCAACACCUGGCGUACUAUUUAUAUUAACAUAGCGAAACUCGAGCAUAAAUGCAAUCAGCGAUGCUGCACAGUGAAACCGGGUGCACUUGGUGCAUUAUUUAUGUUCACUAGGUGUGCUAGUUUGGUACAAGUGCUGUCGAAGUACAGCUGCCAUGAUGCCACGAGGGCCAAACUCCAGUGCUGAGUGGGCGUAUCUUCAUGUGACGGGUAGACAGGAUAUUUUUUUUUCUUCAAUUACAGCAAAUGCGCUGAAUUCAUAAGUAGGAACAAUAAAUUCCCAUUCGGUGUUAAUUGAAUAAGAUCGUAGGCUAAGCCAUGAAGCAUAGAUAUCGCGAGAUAGUGGAACAAAAUGCUCACAUUCUUAAUAUGUAUUCAAAUUAUCGACAAAGGUAUUUUAUAUUAUUGAGUAUUUGGUAUAAUGUACUGCUAUAGCUUAUCAACAGAAGAGGAAGAAGUGACUCGAGUGACGGGAUAGUAAUUUAAUUUUAAGUUAUAUGCGCUGCAACAAUCUGUUACAAAUACGAGUACAUAUAUAUACUAUAGAAGCGUACCCCCAAGUGCAUCGUAAGGAUUCAUCCCUACUCGCGGUGGGGUACAGUUGUCGGUUCGUGAUAGUGAAGAAGGCUUCAUUUCGAUGCUGCCGCAUCUGCAUACCAGCUGCGAUAGCGAUAGUGUAUUGAGUCGAGUAAUUACAAUUUUAAUAAAUUUUAUGAUCGGUAGA
This is a messenger RNA of Toxorhynchites rutilus septentrionalis, 3056 nucleotides long. RefSeq names its product protein couch potato. The record is from RefSeq and is a predicted model, not a curated record. The coding region runs from base 1246 to 2286 and encodes 346 amino acids. The transcript is spliced from 6 exons. NCBI's taxonomy places the organism in Eukaryota, Metazoa, Arthropoda, Insecta, Diptera, Culicidae.